Molecule: messenger RNA, 1705 nt
Organism: Didymodactylos carnosus
Lineage: Eukaryota; Metazoa; Rotifera; Eurotatoria; Philodinida; Philodinidae
Source: the annotation of a GenBank genome assembly
AUGAGUUUAAAAACAAAGGUAAAUCAAUUAUUUAUUGAAAAAUCCACUUAUUUAUAUCCUGAACAAGCAGUUGAUAUUGCCGAAUCAUUGAAUUCAUUAUCUAAUGAUCUUUAUACAGAUUCUGUACGAUUUGUCUAUGAAUUAUUACAAAAUGCUGAUGAUGCAUCAUCCAAUGAUUUAAAUAAUCCUACAAAAGUUAUAAUAGCCCUUAUAGAUGGUUAUUUAAUUGUAGCUCAUAAUGGAAUUCCAUUUAAUGCUAAAAAUUUAACGGCCAUAUGUUCUAUUAAUCGUGGAACAAAAAGAUCCGAAACUCAUAAAACAGGCUAUAAAGGUAUUGGAUUUAAAGCCGUCUUUGGUAAAUCCGAUUAUGUUUUAAUUUAUAGUAAUGGUGAAUAUUUUCGAUUUGAUUCAUCAUAUCAUUUUUUAUGGGAUAAAGAUAAAUGGAAAAUUGAUCAAGAUACAUGGAUAAAAGAUAAUGAACGUUCAUUUAUUUAUCCAUGGCAAAUUAUUCCUAUUUGGACUGAAAUAGAUGAUGUACCAUUAAAUAUACAAAAUUUUAUUAAAAAACAACAACAUUCAUGUAGAGUAGCAACAAUUAUGCGUCUCAAAAAUAUUUUAGAAACAGAACAAGGAAUAAUACAACUUCAACAUCAAACACAUAUGUUAUUAUUUCUAAGAAAUAUUAUUGAAAUACAAUUUUGUUUACAUAAUUCUAGUCAUCAUACAUUAACUAUAGAAAAAAAUUUAAAUAAUUUUACACGAAAAUUAUUUGUUAAUGGUCAAAUUCAAUCAAAGUGGAUUAUUAAACAAUUAGAAAUAAAUAUACCAAAUAAUGUAUAUCAAGAUUUAAAAAAUGAUUUAAAAAUACCUGAAAAAUUAAAAUCAUCUCAAAUAGCUGAAAUAUUUUUUGCUGCAAAAUUUAAUGAAAAUAAUAUUAUAAAAUUAAAUCGAUUUGAAAAUGUUCUUUAUUCUUAUAUACCAACAAAAAUAAGUCAAUAUAAAUUUUCUUUACUUGUUAAUGCAAAUUUUUUAACAAAUACAAGUCGUGAACAACUUCAUAUUGAUUCAGUUUGGAAUCAAUGGUUAUUUGAACAAAUACCCAUUGAAAUAUUUAAAUGGAUAGGUGAAUUAGAAAAAAGUGUAUGGUGUCAUCAAGCCUAUAUUUUAAUACCAACAAAAUUAGAAUUAACAAAUGAUUUAUUAGCUAAAAAAUAUAAUGAAAGUUGUAAUAAAGGAAUUAGAGAAAUAAAAUUUAUUCUUAAUAAUCGACAAGAUUCAGAUUUAUUAAAAAUGAAUGAAGCUAUUAUUGAUUUAACAGCAUUAUCUCAACAAACAUUUGUUGGUCAUGAUGCUAUUCGAACAUUUAUUUUAGAAAAUUCUCCUAAAACAAGUUCUCUUGCUUUACAUCCAUUUGUUCAACCAAGCAGUGAACUUAGAACUAUGGGUAUUAAAACAUUUGAUUGGAAUGAUUGUAUUAAACUAUUUCAAUCAUCUAAUUUUAGUCAUACUAUGUCAAUUGAAAAUAAUCAAAAAUUAAUUGUUUAUUUGUAUAAUAGAUCAAUAUCUGAAACGGAAACAACUAUAAAAGAACUUAUACAACGAAUACCAUUUAUAAUGGACCAAAAAAAAAGGUUGAAAAUACCUAAAAAUAUUAAUUUUCCGUUAUUUUAUGAUGAAAAUUGGUCAUGUACAAAAUGUCAAGAAA